AUGAGCACAUCUUGGGUGACUGUUGUAACUACUUCGACUUACAUAAUCGGUGCAAAAGUCCUAAAUGCGAGUUUAAAACAGAGUGGAACUAAAUAUCCUCUACUAGUCCUCACUACGGAUGCUUUAUCUGAUGCUGAACAACAAGAAUGCCGAGAUGCUGGUAUGGAAGUAAAACUGAUCGAGCCACUUUUGUUAGAUACAGUGGCAGCUGGAGAUUUUAGAGCAGCGUUUGCAGAAGCUGGUAACAAACUUCGGGCUUUUGCUUUAGUGGAUUAUGAUCGAUUGGCCUUCCUCGACGCAGACACUCUCGUCUGUCGCAAUAUUGAUUGGUUACUCGAUACGGCCGACUUGAUCGAUGACGACGAAUUGGCGAUAAGCUUCGCAUGUACAUGUAACAACCGCAAGAAAUCAUUCUAUCCGGCUUCAUGGACACCUGAGAAUUGCGGUCAUAACAACAUUACCUAUAGUCAUUCCAUACCACUGACGAAACUCACCGAUGACAACGUGGCAGUUAAUUCGGGAGUGAUGGUAUUCAAACCAAGCACACGUAUAUGUAAUCUUAUAGAAAACUUCAUCUUUAAUAACCAAGACCUCGUUCAAACUUAUGUGUUCCCCGAUCAGCAAAUUUUGCAAGAUGUUUUCAGACAACGAAUACGUAUUUUACCUUGGAAGUUCAACUCUUUGAAAGUUCUGAGAGUAUGUCACAAGAAUUUGUGGUAUAAUGAUGAAUCAAAUCGUGACGUUCAUAUCGUCCAUUAUAUCCACGAAAAACCAUGGAAUAAACGCUGCAAGUCUGUUGCAUACCCUAAUAACCUCCCCGAUUGGCAUGAAGUAGAUGUCGAUCCGACACAUGCUUGGUGGUGGCACACACACGAUAAUUAUCUAUAG
Molecule: messenger RNA, 888 nt
Organism: Wallemia mellicola CBS 633.66
Lineage: Eukaryota; Fungi; Basidiomycota; Wallemiomycetes; Wallemiales; Wallemiaceae
Product: nucleotide-diphospho-sugar transferase
Exons: 7
Coding region: 1-888 (295 amino acids)
Molecular function (GO): glycosyltransferase activity
Source: RefSeq, a predicted model, not a curated record